Molecule: messenger RNA, 637 nt
Organism: Lolium perenne
Lineage: Eukaryota; Viridiplantae; Streptophyta; Magnoliopsida; Poales; Poaceae
Source: RefSeq, a predicted model, not a curated record
CGUGGCCUCACACUCCUGCCACUCUCGAGUGUCCACAGCUGGUCCUACAACAAUCAUAGAGCAAGUGAGGUGCUGCAGGAACCAGAGGGUGAGCCCAGCUGCAUCAGAGUUCAAAGAGGAGCUCGCUAGCCAAGACUAAAAGGGAGAUGUCGGACUGGGCUCCGGUGUUCAUCGGGCUGGUGCUCUUCAUCCUCCUCUCGCCGGGGCUGCUUUUCCAGAUCCCCGGCAAGGGAAGGAUUGUGGAGUUCGGCAACUUCCAGACCAGCGGCCUCUCCAUACUCGUCCACGCCGUCAUCUACUUCGCCCUCAUCGCCAUCCUCAUCCUCGCCGUCGGCGUCCACGUCUACCUCGGUUAAGCUGCUCCUGCUGUGGAGUGCCGCUUGCUGAUCUGGCAACAGUUAGGUACCUACCACACGGAGGACAUACAUAUAUACUACUGUCGCUUCGAAGUUCAGACAUGUUCAGCUUUCGUAAUUUCUUUAGACUGUAGGGGCACAGACCCACAGUAAUAUGAUGUUCACUGGACAAUUUAGUUGACGAUUUCCUAUUACUAUUGUAUAGUACUAUGAAUUUCACGUAUAAUCUUCUGAUGGUCGUCCAGGAUGCAUAUCCUAAAUUAUAGCAUGAUGUUUACUAA